GUCAAUUCCAAUGGACAUUAUUUUUUUUUCUUUUAAAAAAUGCAGGCAUUUCCGUCCAAGAGAGGCCAGACUACUAUUGAUCAUUGAUCAAUAUAAUAUAUAAUAUGGUGCCAAAGCCUAUAAAUAACCAAACAGUUCAACUUAUAAUGAUCACCAGUCAUCAUUUAAUUAAUAUCACAUUAAUAAUCAAUAGUAUCAUUAGUCAUGGGCUCCUCCAAGUUUAUUAUUAUCUUCAUUAAUAUUGCUAUUAUAGCUAUCUCAUUGGUUCCUUCAAUUUCAGCAGUUGAUUACAUUGUUGGGGAUGAAGCAGGGUGGACAACAAACUUCGAUUAUCAAGCUUGGGCUCAGGAUAAGAUGUUUUUUGUUGGUGACACACUAGCAUUCAACUAUCCGGCGGGAGAACAUAAUGUUUUCAAAGUAAAUGGUACGGAUUUCAGACAAUGCUCAACACCAUUGGGUUCAGUGCCAUUGACGAGUGGAAACGAUGUGAUAACAUUAGCAACUCCGGGAAGAAAAUGGUACUUGUGUGGUGUUUCUCAACAUUGCUCCCUCGGCGGCCAAAAGCUCUCUCUUUAUGUGAUUGAUCAGUUUGCAUGGUCUCCCAUGUACCCACCAACUCCAGCUCCAUUACCAUUUCCUGGUGACAUAUAAUACUUAAUUUUUGGAGUG
This is a messenger RNA of Cannabis sativa, 669 nucleotides long. Its product is annotated as blue copper protein 1b-like. Gene Ontology annotation, cellular component: plasma membrane. The record is from RefSeq and is a predicted model, not a curated record. Gene Ontology annotation, molecular function: electron transfer activity. The transcript has 2 exons. Lineage: Eukaryota; Viridiplantae; Streptophyta; Magnoliopsida; Rosales; Cannabaceae. The coding region runs from base 205 to 651 and encodes 148 amino acids.